AUGAAUGCAACACCUAGCCUGCGCUUGACUCCUUCCAACUCGCCCUUCCUCAAGACGUCUCCUCGACGAUCGCCGACUCGGAGUUCGAGAAGUGAAGAGACGGGGCUGAAGCUGAGGAAGGUUAUUGGUACCACGACCGCGACUGCAAACGGCUUCGACUGUCUUCCGUCCUCGAAGCAGUUCGCAUAUACUGCCGGCGCGGCAGCGGUGGUCUGUACAGUCGAGCAAGACUUGACCGUCACACAACGCUUCUUCCGUGCACGACCUCAUGCCUCAGGAACCUCGAAAGACGUCUCCUGGCCAAUCCCACAGACUUCGGAUUUUCGCAGCAAAGCCAUAGGCAACCUGCGGGAGCAAGGGCUCAGUGGCUCGCCUCCGGCCGUAUCGACACGAGAUUGGCCGGACUCCCCGGUCGGUAAGAGCACGACGGUCAAAGAUCGCGUCAAGGCAGCGACCUCGGUUGCCCUCAGCCCCAACGGCAAGUGGAUUGCGAUUGGAGAGACUGGAUACAAGCCUCGCAUCUUGAUCUUCUAUAACAGGGGCGACUCGAGUGAGGUCCCAGUGACUGCAUUAUCCGAACACGCCUUUGGCGUCCAUGCCCUGGCAUUCAGUCCGGACUCUAGGUAUCUGGCCUCGCUAGGGACCGUCAAUGAUGGCUUUCUUUUCGUUUGGACCAUCGAUGACCGUACGGGCGCGGCCGCCCUGCACUCGAGCAACAAAUGUACAUCGACCAUCAAUGCGAUGGCGUGGCUUGGACGUGCGAUCCUCACCGUCGGGCUUCGAUAUGUAAAACUAUGGAAGCUUGACGACGACGCAGCACUCGGUGCUCGGGGUGCAGAAACGUCUAGUGGCGUGCUGACUCCCAAACAAAAGCCGUCAGACUUCGCCAACAGUGUUCUCAGCCCGAGAAGCAAAGUGCUUUCUGGCAAAAACAGUUUACUCGGUGAUCUGAUCGACGCAAACUUCGUUGCUGCAGUCUCGCUCGAAACCGGCAAGGCCGUCUUGUGUGCCGAAUCAGGAGAGAUCUGCUUGCUGGAUGAUUCGGAGAACACCCAGGCCUUGACACAUCUCGGAACAGUUCGGUUCAGAAUUACCGCCGCGAUGAUUGACGAGUCCCGAGUCCUGCAUGUUGCAGGUGCAAUCGGACAAUCUACAUUGGCCCAGUUCCGAUCUCUGUCAUCUUACGAUGCAAUCACGGUCACUGCAAUGGCCAAGAUCAGUGAUGUCGUCGUGGAGCUCGACUCGAAGCGAGGUAUCACAUUGACCAAAGCUGGAGACUCGGCUUCGAAGGACGCCGACGUCGCUUCUCUUCAACUAGCCGCCCACAGCGAGGCUGUUCUUGGAGUGAGUCGGCUUUCCUUGAAGAAGCUGCCCGACGCUGCCUUCUUGACGUAUGCCGGAAAUGGUGGAGUCCACAUCUGGAACUCUACAGGGGCUGCUGUCACAGGCCUACAAGUGCCGGUGGAGUCCUCCCCGGAGAUGUACGAUCUUACUAACGAGCUCAAAGCGGUCGCACAUAUCGAGGAAGCAUCUCUGCUAGUGGCUGGAGACAGGUACGGAUCUCUAGCCAUCUUGGACAUCGCCACGAGCGCUGUCAUACUUCACGAACGAGCGCAUUCGGCAGAGAUAGUCGACCUGAUUUGCUUCGAACGGAUGGGAGUCACUCUUAUCGCAACCGCCAGCAGGGAUCGUAUGGUCCAAUCAUUCGCGUGGUGCGACAGUAAGCUGGAUCUUUUGCAGACAAUGGACGAGCAUGUGGCAGGCGUCACAGCCCUCGCCUCAGCCUCUGAUGGUCAAUUUCUGCUUUCUUGCUCGGCAGAUCGAACCAUUGUCGUCCGGGAAGCGUUUCUCCGGAACGAAGGCGACUCGCGCUCGAUCAUCUUCGUCAUGAUGAGGACUAUCACGCUCAAAUCCUCGCCUCUGUCCAUGUGUCUCGGUGCAGACCAGGACGAACUCCUGGUAUCAGCGGCAGAUCGGUCUGUCUACAAAUACAGCAUCAAGAGUGGUCAGUCGGGAUUCGGGUUCAAAUGCUCAGACUCUGAGGGUGGCGAGGCUGCGGCGUUGUCGAAGAUUAUAUAUGCACAUUCGCUUAACGGCAGUCCAGCGAUCAUUGGCGUCUCGAGUGGCGAUAAAUCUAUCCGUCUAUACAGCGAUUUCGGAUCGCUGAUUGCGCGAGAUUGGGGCCAUACAGAAGGCAUCACGGAUGCGGCCCUCUUGGAAUCUUCCGAUCGGGACGGAGGGCUACCCCGUACACAGCUCAUCACAGUCGCGUUGGACUCGACAAUAUUCAUGUGGGAUACCAAUGCAGCAACGCCGAAAGAGCUGAUAUCGGAAGCGGACGAGGGACUGGAAGGUGGAGCAGGCAAUAGGCUUACGCCAUUGGCACCACCCCUACGGAAGGUCUUGUCUUACUCGGAGCUAUCACGCUUCAAGCGGGAGAAGAGCAUCGAUGGGGACGAAGUCGCCUCACCGCAGGCUGCGGUCACUCCUACACAGCCGCCAUCUCCGCGGCGGCUCAAGAAGAAGACUUCACGAACCUCCAUCAUGUCGCCGCCGCGUCUAGAACCCACCUUCCGCCCCAGCUUCGCCCACGUUGCAUCAUCCACGGAAUCGGUGUGCCGGAAUCUGCGCGCAUACCGGAAGAAGCUGGCAAAUCUUCCUGGCGACGCUGUUCCUCCUCAACUUCUUCGUGACCUCGGCGCGGAGCUCAAGCUCACGGCGCGCGCUCUCGAAGAAAGGUCACGGGAUAGCCACACGAACGGAGCCACGAUGCUGAAAUCAAUGGACAGAGAAAGUGACAUGCGGGUGGAUGUGUUGGACAAGCGGAUCGAGGGGCGCGCUGAUUCCGGGCUACGGCGAAAGCAUCUUUCAGCGCCUCCACACCCAGCUCCGCCUCCUUCUCGCCCUGCCUGGUCUCAUCUCUAA
This is a messenger RNA of Neohortaea acidophila, 2925 nucleotides long. Its product is annotated as WD40-repeat-containing domain protein. Gene Ontology annotation, cellular component: mitotic spindle. Gene Ontology annotation, molecular function: protein binding. The record is from RefSeq and is a predicted model, not a curated record. Bases 1 to 2925 code for a protein of 974 amino acids. Gene Ontology annotation, biological process: mitotic spindle organization; regulation of mitotic cell cycle. NCBI's taxonomy places the organism in Eukaryota, Fungi, Ascomycota, Dothideomycetes, Mycosphaerellales, Teratosphaeriaceae. The transcript is spliced from 5 exons.